CUGCUGAGCGAUUCUCUCUGCUCUUUGCUCGGCCCUCCCUUUGCUUUCUCUACCUGGAACGCCUUCUUCUUCCUCCGUUCCGAUUCUGUUUCCCCGUUCUCUCAAAUCCCUCGAUCUCACAAUUCCCUUUUCCACUCCCCAUUUCUGAAAAUUUAGGGUUCUAAUUCGAUUUCUGUGCCUAAUUUCUUCAUCCAUUUUGUUUUUUGUUCGUAUCAAUUCGUUUGAUUCCUUUAUGAUUCUCCCUUUUCCUCUAGGGCAUCUUUGAUUUCCUUGUUGUUGUUGUUUCUCUCUCCUCUGUUAAUCUGUGUGCGAGUGUGAAGAAGGAGCUUGAAAUCAAUCAACACCACCGCCAUGAAGGUCCACCCAUUGCCGAGGAAUCGUAGUAUAAUCGUUCGUAAUAACCCCAAUUCGAGAAGCUCUCUCGAGAAUCAAUCUCUUCUGAACCACAAGAAACUCAGUAGAUUACCACAUAUUUUCAGUCGGGUUCUUGAGCUUCCAUUUCGAUCUGAUGCGGACGUUUUGGUGGAAGAGAAUCGUGAUUGUUUUCGAUUCGUUGCUGAAACUGAUGGUAGAAUUAGCGAUCGAGUAAGGGCUCAUGCUGUGGAAAUCCAUCCUGGGGUAAUUAAGAUCGUUGUGCGUGAAAAUGAAUCGUUGGAAUUGGCAAUUGAUGAGCUCGAAUUGGAUAUGUGGAGGUUCCGGCUACCGGAGACGACGCGGCCGGAGCUUGCGAGUGCCGCCUUUGUCGACGGAGAGCUUAUAGUUACUGUUCCAAAGGGUAAUGAGGAGGAGAAUUCAGAAGAUGGUGGAGGAGAUAUCUGGGGAGAUGGGAGCGGGAGCUUCAGAGAUGGAAUGGAAGGUCGGCUUGUUCUUGUACAGUAAAUUGAAUCCUUCCCUUUUUUUCCUUUUUUUUUUUUUUUUUUUUUUUUUUUUUUUUUUUUNUGUACUAAGUGCUGGAAAUUUACUACAUCAUUAUCAAUGUUCUUCCAGAUUUCCUGUUAGUUUUCCAUUGCUGAAUCAGUUCAUGACCCAUUAAAUGAUAUUUAGAAUGAAAA
Messenger RNA from Cucurbita pepo subsp. pepo (vegetable marrow), 1052 nucleotides. RefSeq lists its product as uncharacterized. NCBI's taxonomy places the organism in Eukaryota, Viridiplantae, Streptophyta, Magnoliopsida, Cucurbitales, Cucurbitaceae. The record is from RefSeq and is a predicted model, not a curated record.